AUGUCAUACUAUAAUCAACAGCUUGGUGCCAAUGGUAGGUUUUACCAACCCUCUCAACAGUUCCAGUUUCCCCAAGGUGCAAUGUCAUUUGAUCCCUCCGGAUCUUCAUCGUCGCCUUCUGGUAACCCAGCAAACUUUACCAAUGAACAGCUUCCCAAUGGCAUCCUGAAUGCUUUAUCUACGCGAGGAUACUCAUACGAACCUCCAUUUCUCGAAGAAUUAGGUAUCAACUUCAAUCAUAUACUCUCAAAGACGAAAUUUGUACUUACACCUACAAAGUCUGUUAACCUUCCUCUCGAGAUUUUCAACGAUACCGAUCUUUCUGGUCCACUUCUCUUUUGUCUGAUUUUCGGCACUAUGCUUUUGACUGCUGGCAAGGUUCAUUUUGGGUAUAUAUAUGGUGUCGCUCUCUUUGGUUCUCUUUCUCUCUACCAGCUUCUAAAGCUCAUGAGCAACCAGAGACCUAGCCUGUCGGCUGCUACAGCGACUUCCGUGUCAUCCUCUGUUACACAAGGACCUACAGUCUCCUCUCCUCCGUCGCCCAGCCUAAACUCCAACUCUGUUUCUUUCUUAAAAACCGCAUCAAUCCUCGGCUACUCGUUUUUGCCUCUAUGCUUUCUAGCCACCAUCGGCGUCUUUAUUUCUCUCGAUAACUGGUUCGGCUACAUCCUCAGCCUGGUAUUCGUUGUCUGGUGUACCUGGUCAUCAUCCGGCUUCUUCACUUACUACUUACAGCUUCAUAACGUUAGAGUGUUGAUUGCAUACCCGCUACUGAUUUUCUAUAGCGUCUUUGCCUUGAUGGCCAUCUUUGUCUAA
Messenger RNA from Eremothecium cymbalariae DBVPG#7215, 816 nucleotides. It is a transcript of the gene YIP1, whose product is annotated as transporter YIP1. Bases 1 to 816 code for a protein of 271 amino acids. The transcript has a single exon. Gene Ontology annotation, cellular component: membrane; trans-Golgi network. Lineage: Eukaryota; Fungi; Ascomycota; Saccharomycetes; Saccharomycetales; Saccharomycetaceae. Gene Ontology annotation, biological process: endoplasmic reticulum to Golgi vesicle-mediated transport; vesicle fusion with Golgi apparatus. The record is from RefSeq and is a predicted model, not a curated record.